Messenger RNA from Brassicogethes aeneus, 531 nucleotides. NCBI's taxonomy places the organism in Eukaryota, Metazoa, Arthropoda, Insecta, Coleoptera, Nitidulidae. The record is from the annotation of a GenBank genome assembly.
UAAAUAUCAAUAAUUUGUUUAUAAAGAUGUUUAAUUUUAACGUUGUGUUUUUAAUCGUGCUUUUUGUGUAUGGUGUAAAUUGUAAUGGAGCAACGGAUAUACAAAAAAAGCUCGUAAGAGCUCAUGUGAAAAAUUGCAUGGCCCAAACAGGAACAACACAGGACAUAAUGGCAAAAGUGAUGUCUGGAGUCAUUGUAGAAGAUCCCCGUUUCAUUAAACUUGUAUUUUGCGUUGACAAAUUGUCCGGUUUUAUAAACGAAGUCGGGGAUAUUGACAAGGAAGUUUUGGAAUUAAAAACAAUCCAAGCCAUAGGAACUCGGGAAAAGUCAAUAGCAAUGGCCGAAAAAUGUGCACAACAAAAAUCCACUCCUGAAGAGUCCGCAUAUGAAUUGUACAAGUGUUAUUUACUUGAUGGGUUUAAUUUAUUUGAACCAUAAUUUAAAAAAAAUAUGUAUGAGUUACUAGUACUAGCAUUACUAGUCACAAACGUAUAUUUUACUAGUCUUAACAUUACUUUUUAGGAUAUGUGCA